AUGAAGGAUCUUGGUCCAUUACAUUACUUCCUUGGAAUUGAAGUUCAAAGGCAGUCACAUGGCCUCUCUCUUACUCAAACAAAGUAUGUCACUGAUCUUUUGAAAUGCACCAACAUGAUAGAUGCCAAGCCUAUCACUUCUCUGGCAGCAAGUGGAAAGCGCCUAAGUAUUCAUGAGGGUACCUUACUUUCAGAUCCAACUCAGAACCGAAACACUGUUGGCGCUCUUCAGUAUCUUACUUUGAUAAGACCUGACAUUGCAUUUGCUGUCAAUCAAGUCUGCAAGUAUAUGCAUCGACCAACUACGUAUACACUCCAUUGGGUUGCAGUCAAAAGAAUUCUUUGUUACUUGAAACACACUCCUACUCACGGCCUAUUCUAUCAACCUAGCUCUCUCUCCAUUACUGCUUUUUCUGAUGCAGAUUAUGCUGGGGAUCUAGAUGAUCGCCAUUCUACCGGAGGGUAUUGUGUGUAUCUUGGCAAAAACAUCAUCUCUUGGAGUUCUAAAACUCAAUGUACUGUGUCUCGCUCAAGCACUGAGACUGAGUAUCGCCAAUUGGCUUACAUUGCAGUUGAGAUUUCUUGGCUUCGCUAUCUUUUCAAAGACUUGCAACUCUCUCUUACAUGUCCCAAAAUCUGGUGUGACAACAUUAACUCCAUUUCUCUAGCUUCUAAUCCACUUUUUCAUGCACGUAUAAGACAUCUCGAGGUAGACUAUCACAUGUCAGAGAAAAAGUCAUCAAAAAAGAACUCGAUGUUGAUUACAUAUGCACUCAAGAUCAGCUUGCUGACAUAUUUACAAAAGGACUGUCUCCAGUUUGUUUCAAGCUAUUGGCUUCCAAGCUUCCUAUGGUUGCCGGCUUAG
Molecule: messenger RNA, 864 nt
Organism: Rosa chinensis
Lineage: Eukaryota; Viridiplantae; Streptophyta; Magnoliopsida; Rosales; Rosaceae
Exons: 1
Coding region: 1-864 (287 amino acids)
Source: RefSeq, a predicted model, not a curated record